Molecule: messenger RNA, 1969 nt
Organism: Hyla sarda
Lineage: Eukaryota; Metazoa; Chordata; Amphibia; Anura; Hylidae
Gene: RP2
Product: RP2 activator of ARL3 GTPase
Exons: 5
Coding region: 195-1277 (360 amino acids)
Biological process (GO): post-Golgi vesicle-mediated transport
Cellular component (GO): periciliary membrane compartment; cilium
Molecular function (GO): GTPase activator activity
Source: RefSeq, a predicted model, not a curated record
AGUUCACACGGCCAAAAUAAACAGCUCUGUUGCCGGGCAGCGGACUAGGCGGUGUAGCGUGCGCGCUCUCGCUAGCAAUCCGGCGUGCUCGCGCUGCUCGUGCACGUUGUGAGUAUAGCGCUCCCUGGAAGUGGACGUUACGGCUCAAGACCUAGCGACCCCCUCACUUACCUGCGCCUACCCCUGGCUCUAAGAUGGGCUGUUGCUUCUCCAAACACCCUGAGAGGAAGCAGAGCGCUAAGGAUUCUGCAGCUGAAGAGCAGCAACAGCUUCAGCAAGUGGAUGGUGGGGAGAGCAAGCAGUACAGCUGGGAUAAGCGGGAGAAGGUGGACCCAAAGGAUUACAUGUUUAAUGGCCUUAAAGAUCAAUCCAUAGGACGGCUGCCAGAUAAAGUUGCAGGUCAACAAUUCGUCAUACAGGAAUGUGAGAAUUGUAACAUCUAUAUUUUUGAUCACUCCGCUACCAUCACUAUUGAUGAUUGUACAAACUGUCGCAUCUUCUUGGGGCCUGUAAAGGGCAGCGUGUUCUUCAGGGACUGUAAGGAAUGUAAAUGUAUUGUGGCUUGCCAGCAGUUUCGCACAAGGGACUGCAGAAAAAUGGAUAUAUUCCUGUGCUGUUCUACUCAACCCAUCAUAGAAUCCUCCACCGGUAUGAAAUUUGGAUGUUUUCAGUACUAUUAUCCAGAACUAGCUGCACAGUUUAAGGAUGCUGGUUUAAGUAUCUUUAACAACACCUGGAGCAACAUCCACGACUUUACUCCUGUGUCUGGAGAGACAAAUUGGAGUCUUCUUCCCAGUGAUUGUGAAAUCCAGGAUUGUGUCCCACUACCUGACAAUGAAGAACUAAAAGCUGUACGUGUUUCUAUGGAUGUCAACAGGAGCCUAGUUCCUGUCACUUGGGGGCAAAGACAGAAGAAAAGUGAUGAGUCUUGUUUGGUGGUUUUCUUUGCUGGAGAUUAUACCAUAGCAAAUGCCAGAAAGAUGAUUGAUGAGAUGAUCGGCAAAGGUUUAUCUCUCAUUCAGACGAAAGAGGUCACAAUGAAACCGGAAGAUGCAAAAAGAGUUUUUAAAGAGAGAGCCACAGAGUUUUUACCUUUAUUGGAGCAUGGAUCAGUUGUUGCUUUAGAGUUUAAUGGAGAAGGAGCAGUAGAGAUCUGUCAAGAGGCUACUUCUAGCAUCUUUAGUGGCACAAUGGUGUUUGUUUCAGAAAGCAAGACUUCCUCUUCUCAUGAUGUGGACAACUUCUACAAUUUUGCUGAUAUGCAGAUGGGAGUGUAGAACUCUGCUGUAAUUGUUGACUACAACUAGCCUGACAAUGAAUGACUGUGAAGCUCCAUAAUACAUGGAAAGCCACAUUAUGUAUACACUUUGAAUUAAUUUAAGUGGUGUAUGCAUAAGGGAAUUGUAAGUCCUUGCAUAUUUUACCAACGCAUGAAGGGGGAAAUUGAUUUUGCUAACUGUACGGUAAAAAAAUAUAUAUAUCAAAGAAUAUAAGUCCUUUACAUCUUGAGAGAUGUUAUUAGGAUUUUACUUCACUUUAAUUUAGUUGCCAUUAGUCUAAUGCUAAAAGUGUGAAUGAAUAGCGAAUAUUCAUAACUUGUAUUGUUCUGGAUUCCUCUGAAUGUACCUUUGUACAAGGCUAAGCUUGUAUCAUGUUAGUUUUAUAUAAUACUGUAAAUGAAUGCAAGUCUUGAAUCAAACAACGUAAAAAAGUUAAAUACAUCUGCAUUCCAAAUGGUUGUAUACCCUCAAACUGCAAAAGGUGGCAGGUUGGGGGGGGGGGGGGGUGUAUAUUAAUGUUUGUAAUAUUUAUUUUUUUUGUACACAUACAAUGCAUUUUAAUAAGUUUAUAAAAUGCACUCUGAUUUUAUACUGUGAAAAUUGAAUGUUUGUCUAUAGGCAUAACUGUAAAUUGUCUUUAUUGUUUUACAUAUAAAUAGUAAAUGCUACACAAAAUUGUGCAUGUUUCU